This is a messenger RNA of Dermatophagoides pteronyssinus (European house dust mite), 1920 nucleotides long. RefSeq lists its product as uncharacterized. Gene Ontology annotation, molecular function: BMP binding. The record is from RefSeq and is a predicted model, not a curated record. NCBI's taxonomy places the organism in Eukaryota, Metazoa, Arthropoda, Arachnida, Sarcoptiformes, Pyroglyphidae. Gene Ontology annotation, biological process: dorsal/ventral pattern formation; negative regulation of BMP signaling pathway.
CACUUGUUGUUGUUCAGGUCAUUGUACCUAUCAUGUUCAAUGUCAAAACAAACGAAAAUCAAACGAAAAAAAACAAACAAACAAAUUCUUUGUUAAUCUGUCUUUUAUUUAUUUGUUGUUUUUUAUCUUAUAUGAAUUCUUCUUAUAUAGAAUGUAUUUUUGAUAAAGACGUUUAUGAAAUUGGUGAAAAAUGGAAACCAACUAUCGAACCAUUCGGUGUAUAUUAUUGUAUACUUUGUGAAUGUAUAGCUGUACAAAGAAAAAAUAUUGAAGGUAAUAAUAAUCGUGUAGUGGCCAAAGUACAUUGUAGAAAUUUUAAAAAUGAUUGCCCAAAGCCUACAUGUAAAAAUCCCGUAUUAUUACCUGAACGUUGCUGUAAAUCAUGUCCUGAAGAUGUCAAUAAUAUUGAAGAUUUAAUUGCUAGUCAAAAAAUGGAAGAAGCUUUACUUAUGAAAAAUUUUCGUAAAAAAUUCUAUGCCAUACUGUCACCGUCAUCAUCAUCAUCAUCAACGACAAUUUCAUCAAACAUGACGACAGUAGCAACGAGAGCUUUUUUCCAUUUAAAUAAACAACGACUAGCAUUCAUUAUUAAAACUACAAGCCCAAAUAAACCUACUUUUGUACGAUUUCAAGAUCUUGAUGAUACAAUCAUUGAAGAAUAUAUUGUACUUGGUAAUAAAAGUACUGGAUCAAAUAAUCAAUUUGUUAUUUUUGGAUCAUGGAAAAAAGUUCCAAAACCAUAUCGUGCUAUGAUUCGUAAUCGACAUCUAAAAAUUUCAUUAUCAUUUAAUAAUGAUAUUAAUAAAAAAUCUUCAUUGAUCGGUGUGAUUCGAAAACAUAAUUCUGCUACACAUUCAGCGAUUUGGAAUGAUCAAGAUCUUUAUUAUGAACUAUUAGAAUCGAAUGAAUUUGGCAAGAAUAAAAUAUUUCGUGAUAUGUUGAAUGCAACAUCAUUUGUUUCAUAUGAAGAUCAUAAUUCAUUAGAUCGUAAAGCAAUGAUGGAUCAAUCAGCAUAUCCAUCAAUGAAUUCAAUUAAUUCAAAUUAUAAAUGUUAUUAUGAAGCACAGAUUUAUGAUGAAGGUGCACAAUGGAAAAAUCAAAAUGAUGAUUGUGAAAUGUGUUUCUGUCAACGUGGACGUGUUAAAUGUGAAAGUGAAGUAUGUUUAAAACUUAGAUGUAAAGAACAGAUUCGUGUACCUGGACAAUGUUGUCCUAUUUGUAAAAAUAAAUUAUCACAUUAUACAUCGAACAAAAAUCAAUCAUGUUAUUUUGAAGGGGAAAAACGAUAUCAUUUAAUUGGAUCAAGAUGGCAUCCAUAUAUUCCACCAUUUGGUUUUGAUCGUUGUACAAUAUGUAUGUGUACUGAAAAUGCACAAAUUAAAUGUAAACGUAAUGAAUGUCCACCAUUACCAUGUGCCGAACGUGAUGCUUAUCGAGAAAAUCCAAUGGAUUGUUGUAAAAAAUGUCGUACAUCAACAAGAUCAAUGGAAUCGAUGUCAGAUCAAGCAUCAAAUGAUGAUAAUGUUGAACAAGCUCUUGCAACAGGAAGCUGUCGUUUUAGGGGAAAAAUUUAUGGAAAUGGUGAUGAAUGGAAUCCAGCUGUUGAUCCAUAUGGUGAAAUUAGUUGUAUAAAAUGUCGUUGUAAAGAUGGUCUACAUAAAUGUCAACGAUUAAAAUGUAAACCAUCACCACCAGGAUGUCAGAAAAUUCUUAUCAAAGGUGAAUGUUGUCCAGUUUGUGCGGAUGAACAGCCAAAAUUAUUAUCAUCGGAUAAUACAUUUAUGACCACCGGAAGAAGACGGAUGUCGACCAAAACAUCUCGAAUACGAUAUUGAAUCAAAUUCAACAACAUUAAAAAAAAUUCAUGAUAAUCUUUUGUAAAUGUUUUUUUUCCAAGUUUUUUUAUAAAUUAAAUUUUAU